AUGGUUUCUAAACGUUGUCUAGUGUCAUUUUCCAUUGGAGCUAAAUAUAGAGAUACUGUAUGGUGUGAUGUGGUCGACAUGGAGACGUGUCACCUGUUAUUGGGCAAGCCGUGGCAAGAUGAUAAAGCUGUUAUCCAUGAUGAAACAAAAAACAUGUACAGCUUCAUGUUGGGUAAAACCAGAUCGAUGUUGCUACAUAGCCCAUGGGCAGAGUCAAAACCUUCACAAGGGGAUGUUCAAUCCUUUGUAGCCAAGCAGGAGUUGACGGACACGGAAAGCAGCAUCAAAGGAGUGGUACCGGGGCCGAUAAAGGAGUUGUUGGGAAGAUUUGUCAACGUGGUCCGAGCAGAAUUACUGAAAGCGGUACCAUCAUUGCGAGACAUUCAACCUCAACUUGAUUUGGUUACGGGGUCAAAUGUUCCUAAUCAUCCGCAUGACAUCAAGAGUCCUAAAAAGCUUGAAGAAUUGAGGGAACAAGUAGAAGAACCCACUAAGUCACGCUGGAUUAGAGAGAGCUUAAAAAUGGAGUAA
Molecule: messenger RNA, 531 nt
Organism: Corylus avellana
Lineage: Eukaryota; Viridiplantae; Streptophyta; Magnoliopsida; Fagales; Betulaceae
Source: RefSeq, a predicted model, not a curated record